Messenger RNA from Cyprinus carpio (common carp), 1555 nucleotides. Its product is annotated as nanos homolog 3. The record is from RefSeq and is a predicted model, not a curated record. Lineage: Eukaryota; Metazoa; Chordata; Actinopteri; Cypriniformes; Cyprinidae. Gene Ontology annotation, biological process: negative regulation of translation; oogenesis. Gene Ontology annotation, cellular component: perinuclear region of cytoplasm. Gene Ontology annotation, molecular function: mRNA binding; zinc ion binding.
GCGUGCUUCACGGUUCUGUCGCACCUGGCGGAUGUCAUGGCAUUUUCUCUUCUCCAUUACAUCUUGUCGGCUCAUGGAUCUAUGGAGUCUACAAAUCAGUAAUUUCAGCCCUGGAAGGAUUACAUGGGUCUGGCAGACAUGAUCAGAGGUAUGCAGCGGCCAGCAGAGCAGUCAGACGCGCUCCUGGAGUCUCCAAGCGGCCCGACGCGAGCGCACGGGACCCUGACGACAGAGAAAAGAGACCCGGAACGCGGCAAGAGCACCCGCAGCAACCCAUCCGAGAAGAAGUUCUGCAGCUUCUGCAAACACAACGGAGAGACCGAAGCCGUGUUCACCUCGCACUACUUAAAAGACCGCGCUGGAGACGUGACGUGCCCGUACUUGAGCCAGUACGUGUGUCCCCUGUGCGGAGCCACCGGGGCCAAAGCGCACACCAAGAGAUUCUGCCCGCUCGUGGACAAAACCUACAGCUCCGUGUACGCCAAAUCAACAUGGUGAACCGGACGUUUCUGAACCGAAGAAGAUCUGGCCACGGUAUACAAGAAGGACGUUUUUACGAGUAGUUUUAAUAUUCCAGUUUUAAUUGUUCAAUCCAUAAUGGCUUGUGUGUAAGUUUGCAUGCAUGUGUGCUUUUUUUUUUUUGGUGUUUGAUUUUUGCACGGUUUUUUGUCUUCCUCUUGUGUGCAGUGGUGUUGUUUUUCACUCUAACAAACUUGUACACCAGCCAGUUGGCUUGCUACAGGUGCAACCACGUGUGAACUAGCUCUUUCUUGUUAAUUUUACUAAAAAAAAAGUAUCUUGUGAUUAAUCUGUGGUGAAAUAUAUAUAAACGCUUUUAGUGUUAUUUACAUGUGUUUCUCUUUAAAGCUGCCUAUAUUUUGCAUUAACACUUAAAAAAAUCUCAGUCUUCUGUUUUAUUUCUUUUUACAACAUUUUGAAAACAUUAUCAGGUUUUGUUCACGUGACAUCAGGAAGUUCAUGUAUAUUUGUUUAAAAAUGAUUUACCUUGGGACAAAAACAAGAAAAUGAACAACAGAACUUUUGGAACCCUGUCUUCAUAUCACAGCACUUAAGCUGAAAUUGGUUCAGUUUGACUACACUUUUUUUUUUUUUUUUUUUUUUUUUUUUUUUUUUUUUUUUUGUGUGUAGUUUUACAAAACAUUACUUCACCGAAUCAAACGCGCACACAGCAACAACCAGAAAGAUUCAUUUUAUCUAUGCAGAAUGUGUUUUGAACAGGAAUUUGGACCGAUUUAUGACUGGAACUUUGAAGACUGGUUGCUAAGGUUACGACCCUUCAGUCUUGGGGGUCACACCCUGUGACUGACAGAAUUACAAUGUUUACUAUGCUUGAACCCAUAGGAAAAGUGUUAACUUAGGCUUACUAAAACAGAGCAACUCUAUGCAUGUUGUGCCUUUGCUCAAACAAGUGUAACUGAACAGUUGUAAACCAGUGCCUGCUAUCUGAACUCAUCCGUGCAAAUUAUUCAGUCUUUCUUUUGUUUACAUUUUUUUUUCUGUCUAUUAUAUCAUGCAGUAAAAUACAUUCAGAAUC